UAUGGUCAACUGGCUGUAUCACCACGCCAUAGCAUAAUAAAACAAUAUCAAUCAGGCUCGGGUUGCGUGCUAGUGUUUUCAAUUGCUUCACCUCAAUGAAAGAAUAAUUUCUACUGCAAGAUGCUUGAUCCUAUUUCCGCUUUCAGUCUUGCGGCGUCUAUCAUAAAAUUUGUGGAUUUCACUUCAAAAAUCACCUCUACUGCUGCAGAGCUACAUCACUCCUCUAGCGGAGCCUUGGCCAACAACCUCGAGCUCUCCAUGAUUGUCUUGGAUCUCAGUGAUAUCAGCAAUGAUUUGAAGGCACGAAACCCUCACCAAGAGAAGCAUGGCUACAGCAAGGAUGAGCUGGCGCUCAUAAGCCUUGCCUCAAAAUGUGAAGAAUUAUCAGGCAAGCUCUUGCACGACCUUGAUGGCUUGAAAAUCAAGGGAUCACACACAUUGUGGGCAAGCGCUCGUCAAUCAAUACGUAGCUUAUGGAAGGAAACUUAUAUUUCUGAUAUGUCAAAAUGGCUAGAUGGUUUCGAAGUCAACUGCUGCUUAGACUUGUAGCUCUUUUGAAGUAUGAUUAACUCUUCACAAUUAGAUACACAUCUGUCAUUCUAGUGAAAGCUGACUUGUAUCACGUUCAGUGACCGACAUUCUGCGAUGAGCGCCGCGUUCAUCGAACUGCAACGCUGUCAGGGUCGUAUGGAAACGAACACGGAACAGAGUUAUUGGGCUUGAAAGACGACUUGCUCGCUAUAUCUCAAGAUAUUUGCAAACAUCAACAAACCAAUGAUAGAGGAUGAUCUCAAUUAUCGAGAACUAUUGAACAAGGAGGCACACCCUUUACCGAGCGUGCAAUCCUUAAAACAUUGAGAUAUGAGGGGAUGGGACAAAGACAGUCUAAUAUUGUUGAGGCACACAUUGGCACUUUCGAAUGUAUAUUUAACCCUCACCUAACGGGAUUCAUUGAUUAGCUCCGCGAAGGUGGUGACAUAUAUUGGAUCAAUGGGAAUGCUGGCUCUGGAAAAUCUACGCUCAUGAAGUAUGUAGUGGGCCACGACGACGUCAAAAACGCCCUCACAGAUUGGGCCGGCACUAAACCUCUUUUCACAGGCAAUUACUAUUUUUGGAGUGCUGGGAAUGAAAUGGAAAAAUCUCAACAAGGACUUCUACGAUCUCUUCUAUACGAUAUUCUGGGAAACUGUCCUUCAGUAUUGCCAAAACUGUUCCCAGACAGAUGGGUGUCACCAAACCACGCAGGCAUCAACAUUGAUGGCUCUUGGUCGCAAGCCGAGCUUCUAGACGCGUUCAACCAGCUCACAAAAAACCAAGUAUGACAUGGGAGAUCCGUCAUAAAUUGCACGUCUCUUGAAAUCAUUUGCAGCAUCUGCGGAGGUGAAAAUUAUCGUCUUGAGUCAGAAAUCGAACGUUUUCUCACCCCCAUCCCAGGCCAAUCAUUAAGUUUACAAGAUUUCACCCGAGAAGAUAUUAAAGACUACAUUCAUGACCUGAUAACUGAGGAUCCUGGUUUCUCGAACACACAAAUAGACGAGCGUUAUGGUAACCUCAUCGACGAAAUAUCCGACAAAUCUGGAGGUGUUUUUCUCUGGGUGGCCCUCGCUGUCCGGGAGAUACUGAAGGAUUGACACAUGAAGAUGCAAUUUCUGAACUCAAAGCUAGACUAGAAAAUAUACCACCAGGACUGAAAGAGUUCUUUGAACGGAUAUUGAAUAGUAUCGACGAGUUUACCGACCUCAAACCUCGCAAAUCCUUCAGAUGUGCCUAGCAGCUGAGACGAACCAUUGCCUCUCCUUACUUUUUCCUUUCUGGGGGAAGAACAG
Molecule: messenger RNA, 1826 nt
Organism: Sclerotinia trifoliorum
Lineage: Eukaryota; Fungi; Ascomycota; Leotiomycetes; Helotiales; Sclerotiniaceae
Source: the annotation of a GenBank genome assembly